Molecule: messenger RNA, 2637 nt
Organism: Procambarus clarkii (red swamp crayfish)
Lineage: Eukaryota; Metazoa; Arthropoda; Malacostraca; Decapoda; Cambaridae
Source: RefSeq, a predicted model, not a curated record
AUGUUGACGACCUACAUGGGCAAAAGAGCAAGAAGUCAUUCUUGUGGUUGUGAGAUUAGUCUCUAUAGUAACCAGUUUAUCAGCUCUGAAAUUUGGCAAGCCAAGCCAAAUAAACCUCGGAGAGGCUGCAGGAUCCACGUCACCGCCGGGGUGCGCGUUGCGUCACCGCCAGGAGCCCGCCGGGGUGCGCGUUGCGUCACCGCCGGGAGCCCGCCGGGGUGCGCGUUGCGUCACCGCCGGGAGCCCGCCGGGGUGCGCGUUGCGUCACCGCCGGGAGCCCGCCGGGGUGCGCGUUGCGUCACCGCCGGGAGCCCGCCGGGGUGCGCGUUGCGUCACCGCCGGGAGCCCGCCGGGGUGCGCGUUGCGUCACCGCCGGGAGCCCGCCGGGGUGCGCGUUGCGUCACCGCCGGGAGCCCGCCGGGGUGCGCGUUGCGUCACCGCCGGGAGCCCGCCGGGGUGCGCGUUGCGUCACCGCCGGGAGCCCGCCGGGGUGCGCGUUGCGUCACCGCCGGGAGCCCGCCGGGGUGCGCGUUGCGUCACCGCCGGGAGCCCGCCGGGGUGCGCGUUGCGUCACCGCCGGGAGCCCGCCGGGGUGCGCGUUGCGUCACCGCCGGGAGCCCGCCGGGGUGCGCGUUGCGUCACCGCCGGGAGCCCGCCGGGGUGCGCGUUGCGUCACCGCCGGGAGCCCGCCGGGGUGCGCGUUGCGUCACCGCCGGGAGCCCGCCGGGGUGCGCGUUGCGUCACCGCCGGGAGCCCGCCGGGGUGCGCGUUGCGUCACCGCCGGGAGCCCGCCGGGGUGCGCGUUGCGUCACCGCCGGGAGCCCGCCGGGGUGCGCGUUGCGUCACCGCCGGGAGCCCGCCGGGGUGCGCGUUGCGUCACCGCCGGGAGCCCGCCGGGGUGCGCGUUGCGUCACCGCCGGGAGCCCGCCGGGGUGCGCGUUGCGUCACCGCCGGGAGCCCGCCGGGGUGCGCGUUGCGUCACCGCCGGGAGCCCGCCGGGGUGCGCGUUGCGUCACCGCCGGGAGCCCGCCGGGGUGCGCGUUGCGUCACCGCCGGGAGCCCGCCGGGGUGCGCGUUGCGUCACCGCCGGGGUGCGCGUUGCGUCACCGCCGGGGUGCGCGUUGCGUCACCGCCGGGGUGCGCGUUGCGUCACCGCCGGGGUGCGCGUUGCGUCACCGCCGGGAGCCCGCCGGGGUGCGCGUUGCGUCACCGCCGGGAGCCCGCCGGGGUGCGCGUUGCGUCACCGCCGGGAGCCCGCCGGGGUGCGCGUUGCGUCACCGCCGGGAGCCCGCCGGGGUGCGCGUUGCGUCACCGCCGGGAGCCCGCCGGGGUGCGCGUUGCGUCACCGCCGGGAGCCCGCCGGGGUGCGCGUUGCGUCACCGCCGGGAGCCCGCCGGGGUGCGCGUUGCGUCACCGCCGGGAGCCCGCCGGGGUGCGCGUUGCGUCACCGCCGGGAGCCCGCCGGGGUGCGCGUUGCGUCACCGCCGGGAGCCCGCCGGGGUGCGCGUUGCGUCACCGCCGGGAGCCCGCCGGGGUGCGCGUUGCGUCACCGCCGGGAGCCCGCCGGGGUGCGCGUUGCGUCACCGCCGGGAGCCCGCCGGGGUGCGCGUUGCGUCACCGCCGGGAGCCCGCCGGGGUGCGCGUUGCGUCACCGCCGGGAGCCCGCCGGGGUGCGCGUUGCGUCACCGCUGGGAGCCCGCCGGGGUGCGCGUUGCGUCACCGCCGGGAGCCCGCCGGGGUGCGCGUUGCGUCACCGCCGGGAGCCCGCCGGGGUGCGCGUUGCGUCACCGCCGGGGUGCGCGUUGCGUCACCGCCGGGGUGCGCGUUGCGUCACCGCCGGGGUGCGCGUUGCGUCACCGCCGGGGUGCGCGUUGCGUCACCGCCGGGGUGCGCGUUGCGUCACCGCCGGGGUGCGCGUUGCGUCACCGCCGGGAGCCCGCCGGGUGCGCGUUGCGUCACCGCCGGGAGCCCGCCGGGGUGCGCGUUGCGUCACCGCCGGGAGCCCGCCGGGGUGCGCGUUGCGUCACCGCCGGGAGCCCGCCGGGGUGCGCGUUGCGUCACCGCCGGGAGCCCGCCGGGGUGCGCGUUGCGUCACCGCCGGGAGCCCGCCGGGGUGCGCGUUGCGUCACCGCCGGGAGCCCGCCGGGGUGCGCGUUGCGUCACCGCCGGGAGCCCGCCGGGGUGCGCGUUGCGUCACCGCCGGGAGCCCGCCGGGGUGCGCGUUGCGUCACCGCCGGGAGCCCGCCGGGGUGCGCGUUGCGUCACCGCCGGGAGCCCGCCGGGGUGCGCGUUGCGUCACCGCCGGGAGCCCGCCGGGGUGCGCGUUGCGUCACCGCCGGGAGCCCGCCGGGGUGCGCGUUGCGUCACCGCCGGGAGCCCGCCGGGGUGCGCGUUGCGUCACCGCCGGGAGCCCGCCGGGGUGCGCGUUGCGUCACCGCCGGGAGCCCGCCGGGGUGCGCGUUGCGUCACCGCCGGGAGCCCGCCGGGGUGCGCGUUGCGUCCCCGCCAGGAGCCCGCCGGGGUGCGCGUUGCGUCCCCGCCAGGAGCCCGCCGGGGUGCGCGUUGCGUCCCCGCCAGGAGCCCGCCGGGGUGCGCGUUGCGUCCCCGCCGGGGUGCGCGUUGCGUCACCGCCGGUAG